UUUGCUUUUGGUGUUCAAUACUGAGUUGGAAGUUAGACCGAACGGGUUCGAAUUAUGCGAGCACAUUAUCUUUCGUACAAACGUAUUCAAACUUCCGACCAAAUCCAAUCGUGCGUGUAAAUUGAUUAUCAUAACGCACAAGAAAACUUUUGGUUAUGGCAAAAUACGCUUUGCCGUAUUGGCGAAUUCUAUCAGCUAUUCCCUUGGUGCUACCUAACGACUACACUUGGGAAGAACGGACAGAAACAUGCAGAAAGAAACUUAGAAGCAUUAAACGUACAGGCCUUGCUGUGGUACCAAAGGCACUGGAACAACUGAGGAAGAUCAAGGGACCUGUGUGUGUCGUGUCUAUAGCUGGUCCUUGUAGGAAAGGAAAAUCUUACGUACUGAGCAAGGCGUUUGACCAAGGAGAGGUAUUUUCACUGGGACAUUCAAUGACACCAGAGACAAUGGGAAUAUGGAUGUGGAUUGUACCACAGAAAUUCAAAGACAGAAAAGGUCGGGACUUCACCUUGGUUCUUCUAGACUCUGAAGGGUCAGACUCUCCAAAUGCCAAACAAGAAGAGGACUACGGGAUUUUCACAUUGUCUGUUCUCUUGUCAUCCAUAUUGAUUUACAAUUCCGUUGGGGUGGCAAACAGAUCAGAUCUCGAAAAUCUGGACUUCGUCACGAAACUUACCCAGCGAAUUCAGUUGAAUGCCUCCAAGAAAAAAAAUGUAUUCCCCAACUUCAUCUGGCUUUUGAGAGACGUAGUUCUUACUCUUCCACCAGGAUGUAACACCAUCCGGGACUAUUUAUUGAAAAAUGUUUUGAGCACAAAAGGGAAGGCCGGAUCAUCAGAAAAAGCAAUUCAUGCCGCAGACAGCAUCCUGAACCUUUUCUCAGGAUUUGAUGCCUUUUCUCUGCCUCCUCCUUCCUUUAACCCAGAGGUAGGUGCACAAUGCGAAGAAGUGCAUGUGCAAAGAAAACGUACUAGUAUUUGUCUUUCUAAAAGGAAAACAGGUUCAGUUCAGUUCAGUUCAGUUCAGUCUCAUUUAUCAGCCUUUUCUUCUAUACCGUCUUUAGCUCUAGCUACCCUGGUAGAGCUGUAUGUCAAGGCACUCAACACAUCAGGUGUCGUACCCAACGUAGAGAACGCUUGGGACUCAUUUGUUCGUAACAAAUGUACCGAAGUAUUGGCUGCAGCUGUUAACAUCUACCAACAGGAUAUGACGUCAAGGUUGAAGGACAGGAUCCCCUGCGAAGAUGACGUGAUUAGUAAAGCCCACAAGAAAGCAGUGGAUGUUUGUUUGGUGACGUUUCGUACAGAGACGUCUGCUUUGUCACGCAAGAAUAUUGACAAAUACACACAACAGUUCAGGGAGAAAACUAAUCCCAUCCUAUCAAAGUGGACAAAACAAAACACAUGUGAAACCGAGAAAUACUGCACUGAGCUUUUCAAACACCUCAAGCAAAGCUUACUGGAUCCAGUGCUCCAGCGUCUUCAAGGUCCUGAAGGAUUUAAGAUGCAAAUAAGUGACAUCGUCAGUGCAUACAAUAAAAUCGAGAAAAGUUACGAAGCUAAAGCACGUGGAGCGAAGGAUGUUCAGACCACCAUGUUAAUGAACUUUCUUCCGGAAUUAGAUAAUGAAAUGGAGCUGAAUAUUGCUAUCCUGCAAAGCAUGAAAGACAAAAAUGAGUCUCUGGAAAGACAGAGGGCAGACCGGGAGGCUGAAAGACGUAGAGCAGAGGAGUUAAUAACUCGUUUGGAAACAGAAAAGAAAAACAGAGAAAGACAGGUAAUAAAUGAAUGUCCCAAACACUGCUCAUAGUAUGAUAAUAAUAUGAUAAUAUAAUGAUGAUGAUGAUAA
Molecule: messenger RNA, 1850 nt
Organism: Actinia tenebrosa (Australian red waratah sea anemone)
Lineage: Eukaryota; Metazoa; Cnidaria; Anthozoa; Actiniaria; Actiniidae
Product: guanylate-binding protein 7
Molecular function (GO): GTPase activity; GTP binding
Source: RefSeq, a predicted model, not a curated record